This is a messenger RNA of Venturia canescens, 3722 nucleotides long. RefSeq lists its product as uncharacterized. The transcript has 2 exons. The coding region runs from base 2733 to 3182 and encodes 149 amino acids. Lineage: Eukaryota; Metazoa; Arthropoda; Insecta; Hymenoptera; Ichneumonidae. The record is from RefSeq and is a predicted model, not a curated record.
UAAAUUUAAUAUUUUUAUGGACGUCUUCGCGUUGAAGAUCGCCCAUUAAUAGAUUUUUCGAAUAUUCAUUAAAAUUUAACGUUAUUAUAAUCGUGCUACACUUUUUGGGAAUGUGCGAAAAAAUGUGAUCGAAUGAGCAGUCGUAAGAGUUGUGCCUCGAACGAUACGGAAACAUAAAACCCGCAAAUGACAAUAAAUUUACACAUAAAUAGUAAAAAAACGAGGGUUAGAGAAAAUAUGAAGGAAAAAUGCCCGAUUUGACUCUCAAAAGAUUAUAAAAAGUUUGAAAUUCGAAAAUUAGUGGAUUUCGUAAUUGGGAGGCGGGGCGGAUUUCGGACUCGACGCGCCUGAAAAAACUCGAUUCAGAGACAAAUUUCAUUUACUCACGACCGUCUUACAGUUCGAUACAAUUUUUCGAUGAAAUUACGAAAAUUCGACUUAGCAUUCAAGGAACGAAAAACAUUUCGAUGAUAAACCCUCCCGCAAUACGAAGUAGGUAUUUUUUUUUUCGAAUAGAAAAAUUUGGAGAUAAUUUUACCUUCGAAACAAAGACGAGAUUCGAUUAAGUUCAUUUCGAUCCGAAAUUCCCAUACUCGUAGUUUCUAUACGCGUUUGUUUACGCGAGGAAAAAUGUUGUAACAGCAUUCGUUGUUUGUUUCUUGCGGGACAAAGGAGAGCACUCAGCUUCUCGUGAAUUAUGAUAAAGGAAGAGCUUCGCGACGCGCCACGUGAUGUGUAACACAUGAGCGAUGUUUAAGGACGCUUGAAAAACGUAAAAAAAAAGAAAGAAAAGAAGUAGAAACACGCACGAAGAUACAUUGCCGGGAUGUGAGCCGCGGAACGCUUCGACUACGUCAUCGCGAAGUAUUGUAGAGCAUUUUUUUCCUUCUUUCAUUAAUUAUUUAGCAACGUUACGCGCUACGUUUUCCGGUUAAAUAACACCGGGAGAAUCGUCCCCGCUGAAUCUCCAUUCUCUCGGUCGCGUCGAGCGUGACAAAAUCGUUUGACGUAGCCGCGCGAAUAUCACGAAAGGCACAUCGUGUGCGUGUGUCCGUGAAGAAUUAAUCAUAAUUCACGAUACUCGAAUCCCACGAUUUUAGAGAAAAAAAAGGUAUGGCCGCCGCGCGAUGGCACGAAACUUGGAAUAACAAUAACACAAGUAUACACAACCGCGAAUAAACCGUAAGAAAAACAGUUUCUUUCAACAGCCGCGAGAGAGAGAGCACUGUCCGCGGUGGCGCUCGCGUCUCGCAUCGCCGCGCCACCUCCGUGAACUUCGCGUAACCGUCGUUUCGAAAUAAUACAAAAUGGCUAUAUCGAUGCUGAAAGGGAAUUGCAAAGACGAACGGUAACACAAAAGCAGUUGCGGGUGAACGUAAGAUAAAAAGAAGGUGAUUGCCGGAUAUAGAGACACAAGGCGCGGGUGUAGCGAUCGGCACAGAAAAGUGCUCUGUGCAUGGGCUCGCUUCGGGCACGGCAUUUAAUUUAAUAGCCAUUACGUGGUGCUCGAGGCCGUGACACAGGAGCAAAGCGCCCGUACGGGCCGUGGCAGAGGCGAGAGAGAAAACCAUCACCAGAGAGCGCGCAGUUGCGCAUCCGUUGCCGGGAGUAAAGCACGUGAAUUUUCGUUAAAAAAAUACGCAAUGUGAAACUGACAUUUAUAUAUACGAACGGUAUUUUUUCCUAUAGAUAAAUUAGCCUGUGAAGAAAGAUCUUUACGGCCACGGGCCGUUUACGAUGGAUGCUAACAAAUCAUUUUACAACUAGAUUUACAUAAUAAAUACGUAGAAAGAAGUCAGUGCGUUUACAAGCCCGAUUCAGAUGGUCAUUCGGUCUCUGUUGAUGUUGAGUUAUCUCUCGUUAAACGUAUUUUCUUGAGUGAAAGUUUGAUUUGUAGUUUAGUCAUUUGCGAGAUCGUUGCCUCGAGCUCGACAGAGAAUGUGCUUGGGAAUAAAUUUCCCAUAAAAGUUGACGAGUGCAAAAAAGAAAAAAAAAAAAAGCAUCGUUGGUGGUCGCCCGCCGGAUUGGUACACUAAAAAAAACAACAUCGAGAGCCGGGCACGUUGAUUUCGCUCAAAGCACAUCGUACUCUUUCGAAUGGUCCCCCGUGAGCUUGAGUCACGUACGAUACGUCGAUGCGCACACUGCGACGUUAUUUUCGAGUGCCAAAAUCGAAUAAAAGUUUGGUUGUGAAAAUGAUGUGCCGCAAGUACGUAGUGGAACAAAAAUCUAUUGUAUCGUACGAUGCCUCGGAACGAAGCGUAUUUUCGUGACACAUUUGAACUGAAAAUCGAUGGAUGAAUCCGCGAUAUCACAAGCGCUGCGGCGCAGUUCAACCGACAUAUUUGUUUACAGUUUUUGAAAAAAAGUACAUUCGGGGGAAGCAUUCACUGCCGCGUUACGCAUAAUUAGUAGGAACUCCGUCGAAAAAAUUGUAGCGAAAUAUUGAAUUUCGACAUAAUUACUUGGAAGAAACCUAAUUUUAAUAUAUUUCAUUUUCUUUUCCUCCAUUACUCUCCCUAUCGAAAAUACGUGCUUCUAUUAAAAAAAACUUGACGACGAUACAAAGUGCGUCGUUUUUCAUGACAGGAAGUUCGUAAUUUCUCGACCUCUGUUUUACGGAAAAACAAUAGAAUUGAAGGACCCAAGGAAUUUGAAACUCCGGUGAAAAAAGCAUCGUUCCGUCAGUGGUUUGAUGCGCGAGCACAACUGACUAAAAAAAUCGUUCGACUAUGGAACACGAGUGCAAAGAAGGAUCGUCCCGUUCGACGAGGGUCGGCCAACCAACUACGCCGACUUCGCCCAGUUUGAAUCUAAUGGAACAACUGUUACUCGCGAAAAUCGAACGGCAGAGCAUAACCGACGUUUACGAAGAUGAUAAACACGUGGCUAAUAAUCCUCUUUCGGGCUCGAAAACAUUGCUACUUAGAACGGACUCGAUGGACUCACAAACGAGCGCAAGUACCUUCAGUUCUGUUAUCUCCGGUGACUCUCCAACAACAACAACAGCAAAUUUUUACUGCAAGUGCGACGACUGCUUACUCGGUAUCGUCGAUAAACAUCAACUCCGCCCGCCCUCUGUCGGACGCAAAAAGCCACAGACCGAAAAGGAUUAUUAUCGACGAGGGACCACGUGGAAAGCGGGUCAGCUCGACUCUCCUCUCUGGUCAAGGACACUCUAAAUCUCCGGCAACGGCAGUCCCUCCUCAUCGCUCCGCGAGAAAGUCAUCUUCGAAUAACGCGAAUUCACACGAGAGGGACGCACUAAAAGCUCCUUUUGGACGGUGACACUAGGCGUGCGACUAGGCCUGGUGACCCCCUGCUACCGCGAACGAGAGUUGAAAAUCUAAAAGAUUCGUGAAUUCGCCGUUAUUAUUGAGUGACAAUCGCCUCGAGAGUGAGCAAAACGUUUCGACGUCGUUGGUGCGCCGAGUUGAAACGUCCCGGAGCUUUGGAUCCGCUGAAAAAAUGACCGAAACGAUGGCCAUUCAUUUCCUUCAAUAUUCUCGUGAACGAGAGAAUUUUCAGUGACUUUUCAUCGAGCUGCGAUCGAAGCGAUUACGCUCGUCGUUUGAGGAAAAAGAUUUUUAUUGUUCACUAAUAAAUUUUCCAGGAGCGUUGAUCACCCGUUGGAAUUUGGUCGGUAAACUAAAUCGACAAAUUUGUCCCCUCGCGAAAUUACCUAAUUCACCAACGUGUUUUAAUCGGCCGAAUAAAAAUAG